Messenger RNA from Thyridium curvatum, 1605 nucleotides. RefSeq lists its product as uncharacterized. The coding region runs from base 1 to 1605 and encodes 534 amino acids. Gene Ontology annotation, molecular function: monooxygenase activity; heme binding; iron ion binding. NCBI's taxonomy places the organism in Eukaryota, Fungi, Ascomycota, Sordariomycetes, Thyridiales, Thyridiaceae. The transcript has a single exon. The record is from RefSeq and is a predicted model, not a curated record.
AUGUCCUACUCGCUCGCCGAGGCAAUCCUCCUCCUCGCUCUCAGCAGCUCCGUCGCAGCCCUCAUAGCCGACAUCAUAUACAAGCUAUACUUCCACCCGCUCGCAAAGUACCCUGGCCCGCCGCUCGCGAGAGUCUCGUGCCUGCAUGCAACCUACCAUGCCUGGCGAGGCGAUUUGCAUCUGGACAUGUGGAGGUGCCACGAGCGAUACGGCGACGUCGUACGGUACAAGCCAAACUCGCUCCUCUUCAACACGGCCGGCUCGCUCAGGGAUAUCUAUGGCCACAGUUCGAACGGCAAAGUGCUGAAAAGCAGGAUGUACGCUGUGGCGGUACACCGGGCGCCAAGUACCGUCACGAUGAGGGGCGGAAAGGACCACGCUCGCCGCCGGCGCAUACUGGGCCAGGGUCUCUCGGAUCAGUCUCUGCGUCGAUACGAAGGUCGGAUUUUGCGGCACAUUGACCAAUUCUGUGAUAUCAUGUACGACAAAGAAACCAUUGGCGAGGGCCAAACCGUGGAGAAAGAGCCGAGAGACAGUUGGUCGCCGCCGCUCGACAUGUCAAAGUGGACAAACUACCUGACGUUUGACCUCAUGUCCGACAUUGUCUUCGACGCCAAAUACAACCUGCUCGGCGCCGAGCGCUUCCGUUACGUCGUGGACUGCAUCGACCGCUCCAACUUGCGCAUGGGCGUCCUCAUCUACCUUCCAGAGCUGACCAUGCUCCGGCUGGACAGAUACAUCUUCCGCGACAGCAUCAAAGCGCGCAAUCGAUUCGUCAAGUUUGUCACGCGCGUCGUGGCAGAGCGGCUGCAAAAGACAUCAUCCGCCGACUCGCUCGGCAACAGCGAUCUCUUUGCCCACCUUGCCGACGCCAAAGACCCAGAGACUCGCGAGAGCUUUACGACCAACGAGCUUGCGGCCGAGAGUACAACGCUCAUUGUGGCCGGAGGGGAUACCACAUCGACUGCAAUCUCGGCUGUGCUCUUCUACCUCUCGCGACAUCCCGAUGCGUACAGGAAGGUUGUGAAGGAGGUGCGCUCGACAUUUGGCUCGUACGAUAAGGUCAAGAUGGGAGCCCAACUGGUAUCUUGCAGAUACCUUCACGCCUGCAUCGAUGAGGCGUUGCGUAUGUCGCCUCCCGCGCCAGCAUGUCUGUGGCGCGAGGUGGUCGCACCGGCGGGCUUGGUGGUCGACGGGGUCCACGUGCCGCAUGGCGUCGACGUUGGCAUGUCCAUCUACGCCAUUCAACAUAGCGAGAGACAGUAUACGAAUCCCUUCUCCUAUCAUCCCGAGCGGUGGCUCGAAGAUGACGGGGCGGGCAGCAUCGAGAAGGCUCGCGCAGCAUUCAAUCCCUUCUCCAUCGGGGCUCGGAAUUGCCUUGGGGCGGGGCUGGCGCGAGCAGAGACGAUGUUGACCCUGGCACGUCUUCUCUGGCUAGGUGACUUCCAGGUCGCAGCCCAGAAGGACCUCGCGCCCGUGGGAGCUGGAAAUCCAGGGGCCGCCAGUGGUCGACACAGAGAUCAUGAGUAUCAGCUGUUCGAGCACAUCACCGCGCAAAAGCAAGGACCCUGGCUGCAAUUCCGAGCACGCGAGGAUCUCAGAUAG